AUGUGGUUUGUUCGUCUAGUUAUUUGUAGUUUAGGAUUGACAUUGAUUUUGGCUGAUGAUGAAGUUACCCUGGAUAUUGCUCAGGGUACAUUGAAAGGACUAAAAACAACAACUGUAUAUCAUGGCAUGACAAUGUACAGUUUCAAGGGAAUUCCUUAUGCCAAGCCAAAUGUUGGUCCUAAUAAAUUCCAGGCACCACAAGCUGCUGAUGGAUGGAGUGGUGUAUUGGAUGCAACAAAGCAUGGCUCAAGUUGUGUAUAUUUUUGCUUUGGUCAACAAAAAAUUGUUGGUGAUGAUGAUUGUUUAUUUUUAAAUGUAUACACACCUGGACCAGACACUGGAGCAGAAAGAGCUGUUAUGGUUUUCAUUCAUGGUGGUGGUUUUAAUUUUGGAUCUGGUGAUGAUAGUAUGUUUGGUCCAGAUUAUUUAUUAGAACAUGACGUUGUUGUUGUUACAUUGAAUUAUCGAUUAGGAGCAUCUGGAUUUUUAAGUACCAAUGAUGCCAAUGCACCUGGUAAUGCUGGCUUGAAAGAUCAAGUGAUGGCAUUGAAAUGGAUUAAAAAUAAUAUUGUUAAUUUUGGUGGUAGUCCAAAUAGAGUUACAAUUGUCGGACAAAAUGCUGGUGGUGUAUCUGUUAUGUAUCACAUGAUGUCACCAAUGUCUACUGGUCUUUUCAAUCAGGCAAUUUUACAGAGUGGUUCUGCAUUAUGCUCAUGGGCAUUGUCAUAUGAUGCAAAAGAAACAGCAAUGAGACUUGCUGAGAAUUUGGGAAUUCAUGAGACUGAUAGUGCUGAAUUAGUUCAUAAAUUGGCUGCACUUCCAACUCAUGAUGUGGUGAAAGCGAGUCUCGAAUCUGAAAAUCCAGUGGAUCUACUUCGAGGUGAUUCACACUUGUUUAAACCAGUUGUUGAAGCUGAUUUUGGCCAGGAAAUUUUUCUACCAGCCGAUCCUUGGCACAUGAUUAAGUCAAAAAAAAUUUUAGAUGUUCCUUUGAUCAUUGGAAUAACAUCCGAAGAAGCUCUCCUUUUCUUAGGAGCAAUUUAUCCAUUGAUUCCGGAGUUUGAAAAUAAUUUUGAUCUUUUUCUACCGAAAGAACUUAAUAUGACAGAUCAAAAAAUGCGAGAAGAAACUGGAAAUAUGAUUAAAAAAUUUUAUUUCAAUGAUAAAACAAUUGAUCCAUCAGCUGAAAUGGAAUUUACUGAUUUAAUGAGUGAUGUGCUCUUCAGUAUUCCAGUUGGAAUGUCAGCUAAAAUUAUAAAUUCAAUAAACACAUCACCAGUUUAUCAGUAUGAUUUUAAUUUUAAAGCACCAUUUGGAUUGUCAAAAUCAUUAUUUAAUUUUGAAACAGGUGUUGUACAUGGUGAUGACCUGACAUAUGAAUUUUAUUCUCAUCAUUUUAAAAAUUUACCUCAACCAGGUAGUCGAGAAGAAAAAAUGACAAAUGAAUUUGUAGAAUUAUGGACAAAUUUUGCAAAAACAGGAGAUCCAAGCUCAUCAGUGGAAGUGACCAAAGUUAAAUGGGAGCCAAUGGGAGACGAGGGAAAUUAUCUGGAAAUAAGCGAUGAACUUGAAUUAAAAAAAUCUAUAAUACCAAAAAGACUAGAUUUAUGGUCAAAAAUAUUUAUGAAUGUACUUGGUGAUUAUUAUGAAUUAUUUAAUUGA
Molecule: messenger RNA, 1662 nt
Organism: Aphidius gifuensis
Lineage: Eukaryota; Metazoa; Arthropoda; Insecta; Hymenoptera; Braconidae
Product: esterase FE4-like
Exons: 9
Coding region: 1-1662 (553 amino acids)
Source: RefSeq, a predicted model, not a curated record